GACUCUCAGAGGAGGGGAGCGGUGGAGCCAUUUUGUAGUCAUUUAAAACUUGCUCGUAGAUUAAUGUGACUGCGCUCCGUGGAUACUAUGGAUAUAAGUGUCGUUUCCACUUUCAAACUUCACCAUGAAGGAUAAAAGAAAAAGGGACAGGGAUAGUUAAUGCUUUGGUGGAGGUGUUUCGAUGAAGUUGAAUGGGUUUUGUUGGAGUUUUAAACCAUGGAAUUACCGAUGUAUUGGAUCUGGGUUUGUGUUCUAUUCAACGUGCCCUUGCUGGGAUGUUUCGAGCUACACCUUUCGGGGACGUUACAAACGGGGACCGUUUUGGCAAAUUUGUCCCUGGGGCCCGGGUGGACAUACAACAUCGACAGGACUUUAACUCCUAAAUACAUUCAGAACUUUUUACAAGUGGAAUGGCAAGAAGGAGCUCUCCGUAUGUACCGAAAAGUGGAUUGUGUGCGCUUAUUGAGGAACCCGGUGCCUGUCUAUAUCAGGAUAGGCUCGUUGACGUCUGAAAAUGUUGUUUUGACACAUUUCAAUACAUUUGUACACGGACAAGACUGUUUUAUCAAAUACAAGAGAAAGAGCACAGUAGGUAAACUCGACAUUCACAUCAAUUACCUUUCCAAACUGGAAGCAACUUCCUGCUUAUCCGCAGGUAAUUUGCUUGUGAAUGUAACAAAACUUUUGCCUGCCUUUACGCGAAAUAUCAAUUUUUCUGCCUCAUCAUGUACUACUGGGAAAGACUUGAGAGCAGUUUUUAAACAUGGCAAUCUAUUGCUGGAGGAAGACUACUGUUUGGGGCACGGAGAGCUGCGCGAUGUGCAUUUGCAUUGUACACUGCGUGCUCUGAGUGACCGGAGCGUCCGCGUCUCCGUGCGCGUGAGGUUGCGGUUGGGGACAGUGGUUGAGGGAGAGACCCAUGGGCAGUUAUCAUCAUCACACACCAUCCAGAUUGUGCCUGGCAAAUGGAACCACCGAAAACGGAGAAACGUGAACACACCUCCCCAGUUUCAGCUCCCCAACUACCAGGUGUCUGUUCCCGAGAAUGAACCAUCAGGGACCCGCGUCAUCACACUAAAGGCCACUGAUCCGGAUGAUGGAGAGGCAGGUAGAAUAGAGUAUGGAAUGGAGGCCCUCUUUGACAGCAGAUCCAACGACUUUUUUGUAAUAAACCCUCAGACCGGUGCUAUUACAACAGUGCAGCCUUUAGACAGAGAGGUCAAAGACACCCACGUCUUCAAAGUAAUGGUGACAGACAACGGCUCCCCACGGCGCUCAGCCACGUCUUACCUCACCGUGACGGUCGGCGACACCAACGACCACGGGCCGGUGUUCGAGCAGACUGAAUACCGUGUAACCAUACGGGAGAAUGUAGAGGUGGGCUUUGAGGUCAUGACCAUAAGAGCCACAGACGGGGACGCACCCUCCAACGCCAAUAUGGUCUAUAAAAUCGUCAACAGCGACGGAGUGAACGCUGGCUUUGAGAUCGACCCACGCCACGGGCUAGUGAGGAUCAGAGAGCGGCCCGACAGAGAGACCACGUCCCAGUACCAGCUGAUCGUGGAAGCCAACGACCAGGGUAAAGACCCUGGACCCCGGAGCGCCACGGCCACCGUCAACAUCUCUGUAGAGGACGAGAACGACAACUACCCCCAGUUCAGUGAGAAACGUUACGUGGUCCAAAUCCCUGAGAACGUGGCCGUCAACUCUAAAGUCACUCAAGUUCAGGCCACGGACAUGGACGAGGGAAACAACGCUAAGGUCCACUACAGCAUCAUCAGUGGCAACGUGAAGGGACAGUUCUACAUCCACUCGCCCAAUGGGGUCAUCGAUGUCAUUAAUCCCCUGGAUUACGAGAUGAUCAGAGAGUAUAAUUUACGGAUUAAAGCUCAGGAUGGUGGCAGGCCUCCGUUGAUCAACGGGACUGGGAUGGUGGUGGUGCAGGUGGUUGACGUAAAUGAUAACGCUCCUAUGUUCGUCAGCACGCCGUUUCAAUCCACUGUGCUGGAGAAUGUGGCCAUUGGCUACUCAGUAAUCCACAUCCAGGCUAUAGACGCUGAUUCUGGGGACAACGCACGUCUGGAGUACCGUCUCACCGACACCUCCCCUGGUUUCCCCUUCACCAUCAACAAUAGCACUGGGUGGAUCACGGUUGCCGCGGAGCUCGACAGGGAAACCACAGAGUUCUAUACCUUCGGCAUGGAAGCAAGGGAUUGUGGGAUACCUGUGAUGUCAUCCUCAGCCAGCGUGAGCAUCACGGUCCUAGAUGUGAACGACAACAUCCCGACCUUCACAGAGAAGGUGUAUUCUCUGAAGAUUAAUGAGGAUGCUGUGGUGGGGACCAGUGUGUUGACAGUGACAGCCGUUGACAGGGAUGUAAAUAGCGUCGUUACCUAUCAGAUCUCCAGCGGAAACACCAGGAAUCGUUUUGCCAUCACCAGUCAGAGUGGAGGCGGGCUCAUCACCUUGGCGUUACCCUUAGACUACAAACAGGAGCGCCAGUACGUCCUGACGGUAACCGCUUCGGACGGCACACGCUAUGACAUGGCACAGGUGUUCAUCAACGUCACGGACGCCAACACGCACCGUCCCGUGUUCCAGAGCGCCAACUACCAGGUGAUGAUUAGCGAGGACCGGCCCGUGGGGUCCAUUGUGGUCGUCAUCAGCGCCACCGACGAAGACACGGGUGAAAACGCUCGCAUCACGUACAUCAUGGAGGACAACGUCCCCCAGUUUAAGAUCGACCCCGACACGGGCGCCAUCACCACCCAGAUGGAGAUAGACUACGAGGACCAGGCGUCGUACACGCUAGCCAUCAUCGCCAGGGACAAUGGCAUUCCUCAGAAGUCCGAUACGACCUAUGUGGAGAUAAUAAUCCUGGAUGCCAAUGACAACACACCUCAGUUCCUACGGGACAUGUAUCGGGGGACUGUGUUUGAGGACGCACCCGUUUACACCAGCGUGCUCCAGAUAUCUGCCUCCGACAGGGACUCCGGGUCCAACGGCAGGCUGAGCUACACCUUCCAGGGCGGAGAUGACGGGGAGGGGGACUUCUUCAUCGAGCCCUACUCUGGCAUCAUCAGAACAGCCAGGAAGCUAGACAGAGAGAACGUGCCUGUGUAUACACUGAAGGCCUUCGCUGUGGAUAAGGGGAUUCCUCCUCUCAAAGCAGCAGUGGACAUCCAGGUGUCAGUGCUGGAUAUCAACGACAAUGCCCCCGUGUUCGAGAAGGACGAACUGUUUAUCUACGUAGAGGAGAACAGUCCCGUCGGUUCCGUCGUGGCUCAGAUCAGCGCCACCGACCCAGAUGAGGGAACCAACGCUCAGAUCAUGUACCAGAUCGUCGAGGGGAACAUCCCGGAGGUCUUCAAGCUGGACAUCUUCAACGGCGACCUCACCGCCCUCACGGACCUCGACUACGAGUCCAGAACCGAGUACGUUAUUGUGGUCCAGGCCACGUCCGCUCCGCUCGUCAGCCGGGCCACGGUCCACAUCCGUUUAGUCGACAUCAAUGACAACGACCCGGUUCUGCAGAACUUUGAGAUUAUCUUCAACAACUAUGUGACCAACAAGUCCAACAGUUUCCCCUCAGGGAUAAUAGGGAAGGUACCUGGCCAUGACCCGGACGUGUCGGAUAAACUCCACUACAGUUUUGAGUCGGGGAAUGAGCUGAACCUGCUAGUGCUGAAUGCGGUCACGGGGGAACUAAAGCUCAGCAGAGACCUGGAUAACAACAGACCUCUAGAGGCCCCCAUGACUGUCUCUGUCUCAGAUGGUGUCCAUCGGGUCACAGCUCUGUGCACCCUGCGGGUCACCAUAAUCACAGACGACAUGUUGACCAACAGCAUCACGGUGCGCCUGGAGAACAUGUCUCAGGAGCGCUUCCUGUCCCCUCUGCUGUCCCUCUUCCUGGAGGGUGUGGCAGCCGUGCUCUCCACCAGCCGCCAGGCCGUCUUCGUGUUCAACAUCCAGAACGACACAGACGUCCGCGGCGCCAUCCUCAACGUGACCUUCUCGGCGCUGCAGCCAGGGGGUCACCCAGGGAGGUACUUCCCCUCCGAGGAGCUGCAGGAGCAGAUCUACCUGAACCGCACCCUGCUUCGACUAAUAUCAUCACAACAGGUGCUUCCCUUCGACGACAACAUCUGCCUGAGGGAGCCGUGUGAGAACUAUAUGAAGUGUGUGUCCGUGCUGAAGUUCGACAGCUCCCCGCCCUUCAUCUCCUCCGACACGGUGCUGUUCCGGCCCAUCCACCCCGUCAACGGUCUGCGCUGCCGCUGUCCUGCCGGCUUCACCGGGGACUACUGCGAGACGGAGAUAGACCUCUGCUACUCAGGACCCUGCAGGAACAACGGGAAGUGUCGCAGCCGAGAAGGAGGCUAUACGUGCGAGUGUCAGGAAGACUUCACUGGUGAGCACUGUGAGGUGAACGCCCGGUCGGGGCGGUGUGUCCCGGGGGUGUGUAAGAAUGGGGGGAAAUGUGUGGACCUGCUGGUGGGGGGGUUCAUGUGCCAGUGUCCCCCGGGAGAGUACGAGAAGCCUUACUGUGAGAUGACCACCAGGUCUUUCCCUGGUCAAUCCUUCAUCACCUUCAGGGGACUACGACAGAGGUUCCACUUCACUGUCUCAUUCAUGUUUGCCACCAGAGAGAGGAAUGCCCUGCUGCUGUACAAUGGGAGAUUUAACGAGAAACACGACUUUAUCGCCUUGGAGAUUAUCGAGGAACAGAUUCAACUCACCUUCUCUGCAGGAGAGACUAAGACCGUGGUCCAUCCCUUUGUUCCCGGAGGGGUCAGUGACAGCCAGUGGCACUCUGUCCAGCUGCACUACUACAACAAGCCCAACAUUGGUCGUCUGGGGAUCCCCCAUGGACCCUCGAGUGAGAAGGUGGCUGUGGUUGCUGUGGACGACUGUGACAUCGCCAUGGCAGUUCGCUUUGGCAACCAGAUCAGCAAUUACUCCUGUGCUGCCCAGGGCACCCAGACCGGACAGAAAAAAUCAUUGGACCUGACAGGACCGCUGCUGCUGGGGGGUGUUCCCAACCUGCCCGAGGACUUCCCUGUGAGGAACAGAGACUUUGUGGGCUGCAUGAGGAACCUGAGCAUCGACAGCCAACCCACCGACAUGGCCAGCUUCAUCGCUAACAACGGAACCACUGCAGGUUGUCCUGCCAAGAGGAACUUCUGUACUAAGGAUUUGUGUCAGAACAGAGGAGUGUGUGUCAACAAGUGGAACACCUACAGCUGUGACUGUCCUCUGGGCUACGGGGGCAAGAACUGCGAACAAGCGAUGCCGUCCCCGCAGCACUUUGACGGCCAGGCCCUGGUGUCGUGGAGUGACCUCGACGUCACCAUCGCUGUGCCCUGGUACAUGGGCCUGAUGUUCCGGACCAGGCAGGGCACUGGCACGCUGAUGCAGGCUACCGCUGGAGACUUCUCUACUGUCAGUCUACUGAUAAGUGAUCAGUACGUGAGGUUUGAGGUGUUUCUGGGAUCUGAGAGGGUAGCGUUGCUGGGCUUCCCUCAAGUCCGGGUGAACGACGGGGAGUGGCACCAUGUCCUGGUGGAGCUGAAGAGCGUCAAAGACGGCAAGGACAUCAAGUACAUGGCCCUGGUGUCACUGGACUACGGACUGUACGAGAGGUCUGUGGAGAUAGGUAACGAGCUGCCAGGUUUGAGGCUGAGGGCUCUGUAUCUGGGAGGGUUACCAGGAGAGGGGAACCACGUCCACGAUGGCUUCACCGGUUGUAUGCAGGGCGUGCGUAUGGGCGAGACGUCCACCAACGUGGUCAACGUGAACAUGCUGCUGGGCUUUAAGAUUCAUGUCGAGGACGGCUGUGACCUGGCCGACCCCUGUGACUCUAACAUCUGCCCUGAGAACAGCCACUGCAGCGACGACUGGAGCACACACACCUGCGUCUGCGACCCAGGGUACUUUGGGCGGGAGUGCGUUGACGCGUGUCACCUCAACCCCUGCGAGCACGUGUCCACCUGCGUCCGCAAGCCUAGCUCCUCCCAUGGCUACACCUGCGAGUGUGGACAGAACUACUACGGACAGUACUGCGAAAACAAGGUUGAGAAGCCGUGUCCGAGGGGCUGGUGGGGGAACCCCAUGUGUGGCCCCUGCCACUGUGACAUCAGCAAAGGGUUCGACCCUGACUGUAACAAGACCAGUGGAGAGUGUCGCUGCAAGGAUAACUACUACCAGCCCAAAGAGGAGGACACCUGUUACCCCUGUGAGUGCUUCCCUCUAGGGGCCCACUCCCGUACUUGUGACCCCCACACCGGACAGUGCCCCUGUAAAGCCGGGGUCAUCGGACAACAAUGUAACCGCUGUGACAACCCCUUCGCUGAGGUCACCGCCACCGGUUGUGAAGUGGUGUACGAGGGCUGUCCCAAGGCUUUCGACCAAGGGAUCUGGUGGCCCAAGACCAAAUUUGGCCGUCCUGCAGCCAUGAACUGUCCCAAAGGAUCUAUCGGAACUGCCAUCCGCCACUGCAAUGAUGAAAAGGGCUGGCUGCCUCCUGAACUCUUCAACUGUACCACAGUCUCCUUCACCCAGCUCAUGAAGAUGAAUGAGGAGAUGCAUCGUAACGUGUCCAGGAUGGACCGCGAGCGCGCCAAAGCGAUCGUGCGCCUGCUCCACAACGCCACCAACCACACGGACAGCUACUACGGCAACGAUGUGAAGACAGCGUUUCAGCUGCUGACCAGGGUCCUCCAGUACGAGAGUCAUCAGACGGGCUUCGAUCUCACGGCCACGAGAGACGCGGAGUUCAACGAGAACCUGGUGAGAGCGGGCAGUGCCAUCCUAGACCCUGGCACCAGAGACCACUGGGAGCAGAUCCAGCGCUCUGAGGGGGGCACCGCCCACCUGCUGCGCCACUUUGAGGAUUACACCAACACCCUGGCACAGAACAUGAGGAAGACCUACCUCAAACCAUUCACCAUCGUCACUGACAACAUGAUCAUUGUUGUUGAUUACCUGGACACGUCCGUCCCUGAGCAGGCCUCAGUCCCUCGCUUCCAUGAGAUCCAGGAGUACUACCCCAGAGACCUCACGUCCUCUGUCCGUUUCCCACAGUUCAACACUAGGCCCCAGGAGGUCCACGACAAAGUAGUCGAGCCCAGCCCCAGCGUCGAGCCCUCUCAGACCGACGCCCCCGAAGAGGAUCACACCCUAUCCAAUAAGAGACGCCGCCACGUCGAGUCCGCCGCCCCUCUGCCUGUUGCCGUGGUUAUAGUGUUUAGGUCGUUGGGUCAGCUCCUCCCUGAGAGAUACGACCCGGACCGUAGGAGCCUCCGGCUGCCCAACCGUCCAGUGAUCAACACCCCCAUAGUGAGCACGUUGGUGUACAGCGAGGGUUCUCCCCUCUCCUCUCCCCUUGACCCCCCCAUCACACUGGAGUACACACUACUGGAGACAGAGGAGAGGACCAAACCUGUGUGUGUGUUCUGGAAUCACUCCAUUGCGAUUGGUGGUACGGGGGGCUGGUCGUCUAAGGGAUGUGAGCUGCUGAACAGGAACAACACACACAUCAGCUGUCAGUGUGACCACAUGGCCAGCUUCGCUGUGCUCAUGGACAUCUCCAAGAGAGAGCAUGGUGACGUGUUACCCCUAAAGAUCGUGACCUACACCACGGUGUCAGCCUCCCUGGUAGCUCUGUUCUUCACCUUCAUCCUGCUGGCUCUACUCAGGAAGCUACGCUCUAACCUCCACAGCAUCCACAAGAACCUGGUGGCGGCACUCUUCUUCUCCGAGCUCGUCUUCCUCAUCGGCAUCAACCAGACUGACAACCCAUUUGUGUGUACGGUGAUCGCCAUCCUGCUCCACUACUUCUACAUGUGUACGUUUGCCUGGAUGUUUGUGGAGAGCCUCCACAUCUACCGCAUGCUGACGGAGGUACGGAACAUCAACCACGGCCACAUGAGGUUCUACUACGCCAUGGGCUGGGGCAUACCUGCAGUCAUCACAGGUCUGGCAGUGGGUCUUGACCCUCAGGGCUAUGGGAACCCAGACUUCUGCUGGCUCUCUGUCCACGACACCCUCAUCUGGAGCUUCGCAGGGCCCAUCUCUGUAGUCGUCCUGGUCAACAUCGUCAUCUUUGUGCUGGCAGCUAAGGCGUCCUGUGGACGCAGACAGAGGUCCUUCCAGAAGUCUGGAGCCAUUCCUGCUCUGAGGAUGGCCUUCCUCCUCCUAUUGCUCAUCAGCGCCACCUGGCUUUUGGGCCUCAUGGCCGUCAACAGUGAUGUCAUGACCUUCCACUACCUGUUCGCCAUCUUCAGUUGUCUGCAGGGCAUCUUCAUCUUCUUCUUCUAUGUGAUCUUUAAUAAAGAAGUGAGGAAGAAUCUGAAGAAUGUCUUUACUGGGAAGAAGGCUUCACCGGAUGAGUCCAGCACUACCAGAGCGUCUCUACUCACUCGGUCUCUGAACUGUAACAACACAUACACUGAGGACGGUCCUCUGUACAGGUCAGCCAUUGGGGAGUCUGCUGUUUCUCUGGAGAGUGCCGUCAGGGGUGACUCUGGCCAGAAGCACAGCGCAUCGUCAGGGACAGCUAAAGCAGGACACGCCGACCUGGACGGACCGCUGUUCCACAGGAACGGCACUAAAGGAGGAGACGACUCGGACUCGGACAGUGAGUUGUCUGUAGAUGAACACAGCUCGUCCUAUGCCUCGUCUCACUCUUCCGACAGCGAAGAUGAUGACAUGGACAUCAAGCCCAAGUGGAACAACGAGAGACCGCCUCUACACAGCACACCUAAAGGGCACAGCAUCAAAGUGGAAGCAGUGUCCAAUCAUGUGAAGCCUCACUGGCCCAAGGAGGCGAUGACAGCCAGUGACAGCGAGGAUCCUGGGGGUGCAGGACGGCUGAGGGUGGAGACCAAGGUGAACGUGGAGCUGCACCAGGAGAACAAACACAACCAUGUAGGAGAGAGAGGAGAGACACCACAGGACCGGGAGACCCCCACUAGAGAGAAUGGACCUCUCAGUCUACCCUCCAAUGGGCCUCCCAGCCUGGGCACCCACCAGCCUGAGCCGAAGAAGGGCAUCCUGAAGAACAAGAUCACGUACCCUCCUCCCUUGUCCGACAAGAACAUGAAGAACCGACUGCGGGAGAAGCUGAGUGACUACAACCGUCCCCCCGUCAUCCCUCCGUCCAAGAGCCCCUCCGUGGCCUCCGACGACGGGGUGCACCCCGUGUCUGUGGGCAACAGCGCAGUCAUCAAGCCGCCGAUUGCCCCACGGCCACAAUUACCACAGAAUGGGGGCGUGGCUAUGAGCAUGCAGGCGAUGGCGACCAACGGAGGCAACGAAUCAGACUCGGACGGCAGUAAUGAAACUUCAAUCUGACCCAGCAGGAAAACCAGAGUCUCUCUGCCCUUAUGAGAGGAGAAAAGAUGACCUCUCUCUGGAGUAGAGGAGAGGAGGAGAAUAAAGGAACAAAAGAGCAAAGGAGGAAAGAGAGGCGGGAAAAGGAUAGGUAUAAAGAAAAGGAGAGAAGGUAUCAUGCCCAUGUGCAAUGGAGAAGUGACCUCUCACCCUUGACCUCUCACCUUCAUCUCCUAAGGAGUGCAGUAUUCCUUCAGAGCCACGCCUGCCGGACUAAACUAAAGAAAAGGGAAGAUAUGGGUCGGACUACCUACUGGACUAAUGGAACCUCCUGUGCCAAACCACUAAAUAGGAGGCGAAGAAAGAGUCCAUCCCCCAGAAUGAGUGACUCACAUUGGCUGGACAGACUCAAGAGCCUCAGGGCUGAUACAGAUACGGAUGUAUGGAUAUAUGACCACUGUGUGCUGGUACAGUCAGUUGUAGUCCAGAGAAAGACUUCAAAGACUACAAAUCCUAUAGAGGUCUACAGGAAGUUCAGGAGAAACUCGGAGACUUACCAAGUGCGCUGUUCCUCCAAGCUACUCAUAGAAAGAGGAAUAUAGCCUUUCACCCAGUGUGUUUAGAGUGUAAUUAAUAUGUAGAUAUUUCCCAAAAAAAUCUAUAUUUUGUAUUUGAACUGUGUCAUCAUGGAUGAGAGACAAAAAUACAUGUUUGUAAAUUGAAAAGAAAAUGCUUUUGUAAAAACAACAAUUCUAGAAAUCAUUUCUGAUUGUGGAGAAAUCACACGCUGUAAUACGAAAUGUUAUUCUGUGGCUCAGACUAGCAAACCUGUGCCUUAUCACUGUGCAAACCCAACCCAUCUGGUACUUCAGGAAUGCCCCCCCCCCCCCCCCCAAAAAAAAUUGAGAAUUUUAUAGAAAACCUUUGAAUACAGGUCAGCAGCACACACCCAUUAUUCUGCUUCCCAAAGUAGGUAACCACUGCAUUACAUAUAUGGUAUGGAGUCUCUAAUGUCACGCUAACCACUACACAAGUAAUACCUUUACAACACUUCCUAUCAUGUACAAAAUGUGAUUUUUUUGUAUGAGCAAAGACACUGGGAUGGUUUUGUAACAAAUGUAUAUUUAUUUUUAUGGUUUCAAGACACUGGAAAAAACAUUGAUUGUAACUGUCAAAUUAAAGAUGACAUGUUGAAUUUUU
Molecule: messenger RNA, 10533 nt
Organism: Salvelinus fontinalis (brook trout)
Lineage: Eukaryota; Metazoa; Chordata; Actinopteri; Salmoniformes; Salmonidae
Gene: celsr1a
Product: cadherin EGF LAG seven-pass G-type receptor 1a
Exons: 37
Coding region: 217-9354 (3045 amino acids)
Biological process (GO): G protein-coupled receptor signaling pathway; homophilic cell-cell adhesion; cell surface receptor signaling pathway
Cellular component (GO): plasma membrane
Molecular function (GO): calcium ion binding; G protein-coupled receptor activity
Source: RefSeq, a predicted model, not a curated record